AUGUCUGUACGCCAUAGCGAAGAGCAUUUAGCUAACCUAGCUGCUCCUGGUAACAUAUGUACCAUUUGCAAUGACGAAACGACGAAUUUUAAUUUUGUGGCUACGCCGUGUUCGCAUGGUUUUCAUCGAUCGUGUCUAUCGACUUGGCUGACUGAGAACGACUCAUGCCCAUUGUGCCGAAGAUCGAUCGAUUCUCAGUCGCUUAGAAGUUUCUCCGAACAGGAUUUACGUCCCGCUCCUGAGAACGCGUCUUCUCAAGGCGCAGUCUCUAGGGCUCCUAACGCCAAUAGUAGAGGUCGUAGAAUUACACGAUCAAGAGCUGCGCAUAACAACAAUCUUGAUAGGUCUAAUCUUGAUGAGUCUCACUCACCUGCAAAUACGCGAGGGAGUCGAUCACAUAGAAAUAAUCGAGAGGAUCAACGACAGUCCAACUUUGAUUUACAAAGAGUUCAACAAAUGAUUGAAGAGACCACACAACGGCAAAGAGUAGCCAUGACUCGCGAAAUUACAGAAGUUGUAAGCCAAUUAGUUUCUCAGUCAUUGGAAACUCGUCUCCAAAAUCUAAACAUCAAUAAUGAGCGAAAUGAACGAGAUGAGCAAAGACCAGAAUGGCAACAGAACGAAAUCUUACACUCUCCUGGUGGUACGUACCGUUCCGCUGCUCAGGAGGGCGUCAACUUAAAUAGCAGCAGAAACCUUAACAUACCAAAUGUUCACAAUAUCAAUAACAACAACGGUAGUGCUAGAAAUACGCAGAACUUAUCUCCAGAAGCAAUUUCCAAAAUAAUUGUAAAUUGGAAGUUGACUUUCGAUGGUUCACCAGAGAAUGUUUCUGUAGAUGAGUUCAUCUACCGA
This is a messenger RNA of Rhagoletis zephyria (snowberry fruit fly), 855 nucleotides long. Its product is annotated as E3 ubiquitin-protein ligase ATL9-like. Gene Ontology annotation, biological process: ubiquitin-dependent protein catabolic process; protein ubiquitination. The record is from RefSeq and is a predicted model, not a curated record. Gene Ontology annotation, molecular function: ubiquitin protein ligase activity; zinc ion binding. Gene Ontology annotation, cellular component: cytosol; ubiquitin ligase complex. NCBI's taxonomy places the organism in Eukaryota, Metazoa, Arthropoda, Insecta, Diptera, Tephritidae.